Messenger RNA from Alligator mississippiensis (American alligator), 1520 nucleotides. RefSeq lists its product as uncharacterized. Bases 212 to 901 code for a protein of 229 amino acids. The record is from RefSeq and is a predicted model, not a curated record. NCBI's taxonomy places the organism in Eukaryota, Metazoa, Chordata, Crocodylia, Alligatoridae. The transcript is spliced from 2 exons.
UCCACUGGAAUAAAAAAAGUGUUCAUAUCAAAUUAACCAUUUCUAAAUUUUAAAAGAAUUAUCAUAUUAUGCCUCAAAAUAGUACUAAUUCACUCUCGGAAACAAUUCCUUAAUUGGAAAAAGAUCAGCAUUUUUUUCCAACUAUAAUGAAUAAAAGGACAAAUUUCGAAAGUGUUCCUUAAUUUCUCCCUCUACUGCAGGCUUGUCCAACAUGCGGCCCUCCAACCUGUUUUCUGAGGCCCGAGGUGCUGCAACGGGAAACAAAACUAACUGGCAGACAUCACUGGUAGCAAGGCAAAAUAUCUAUCUACAGAAGCACACCAUGGAGUUUGAAGCACAGGACUGGAAGGGGCCUCCCAAGCCAUUAAGUCCUAUUCCUGCACUGGUAGAAAAAAAUUUGCACAGACAGCCCACAAGGUUCUCUACUCUGACAACAGCCACAAAGUACCAUAUGAAAAAAGCCGUACAAUAUGCCAAAUGUGAAAAGCACACGAGAAAAGGGAAUGCUGCCAAUGCCUCACAAACACCAAUGGCAGGGAGUUUGUUAUGCGUGUAUAUUCUCAGAUUAUUCCAGGAGGACGACUGUAACCCCACACUACAAAAAGAAGUCAGAACUGUCCAUAGUUCUUACCAACCUGAUUUGGGAGAAAAAAUACUUCCUGCCCUAACACAUAAUAAUCAGUUGGACUCUAAGAACAUGGGCAAGACCCUCCAUUCAAGCACCCAAAAUGCUUCACUUGGCCUGCAAAAAGGGCAUGGCAAAAAUUAUGGCAGGGUUGUACUUGUGUUAUUUUUUUUUUGUUUCUUAUUACAUAUUCAAAAAAGAAAAUACUAUCAGGACCUUUCUCCACCCAAAGGGAAAAAAAGUUGGAUUUUUUUCUAUACCGUUUCAUAUUUUUAGAAAUGUCAACAUGCAUUGUUCUCUUCUGUUGGAGAGUUUCUUGAAUUACCCUGAGGUAUUAAUCACAGCCUUUAUAUCCUUAAUCUUUACAGCAGGAGUAUUACAAAAUCUUCUAGAACCUCCUUAUACUUUCCAAAAAGAAGUCACAAAGUUUAUGGGACAAUCCUGACCAACUGAGCCAGUUCAAGUUUUACCACAGAUUUAUAUGGAGCGAAUAUUUCACUCUACAAAGGUAAAACAUGUUUGCUCAGGAAAGUAGGAGCAACAUUGAAACUGAAAAAAUUGGCAUCUCUCACCCAACUGUAUCCUGCCAAAAAACCCCAAACCCACACACAAAAACUUUUCCAUAUGAAAGUCAUUAGAUGUGUUAAUGUUAUGUUGAAUAAAAUAACAAAGGUUCUAACCAAAUCAGUAAACAGCAGCACAUUUUGAAUUAUGUACAUUGAGAAAAGUAGACUAAAACAUACAUUGCCACAAAGCAUUGCAAGAAAGCUGCACCAGUCUAAUAAAAAAAAAACCUAUAGUGAAUUUUGUUUUUUUAAUCACAGGAUAAAAGAAUGUGCGUGCUAAUAAAAUGGUAUUUUUUUCCAUUUAAGAUGGUAUUAAAAAGUACCUAUAA